AUGUGGCUCUACAGUUUUUUGCUGAGUUUUGACCUCAAGUGGCUUUUCCUGUUUAUUUUUAUUUUGAUCCUCAUAGCAGACUUUCUAAAAUAUAGGAAUCCCCCGAACUAUCCUCCAGGACCGCUGGCUCUUCCUUUUCUGGGAAAUAUCUUCAGUGUGGACAGAAAACAUCCAUACAUUUAUUUUACCAAGCUGGCUGACGUCUAUGGUAAUGUGUUCAGCGUCCGCCUCGGUGGCGACAAGAUGGUGUUUGUGUGUGGGUACAAGAUGGUGAAGGAAGCCAUAGUGACACAAGCAGAAAACUUUGUGGAUCGACCGUACAAUGCAAUCACCGACAGGUUCUACUCAGGACACAUAGGUGGUCUGUUCUUGAGCAAUGGUGAAACAUGGAGGAGACAGCGACGCUUUGCUUUAUCUACCUUACGUACCUUCGGCCUGGGCAAAAACUCCUUGGAGCAGAAUAUCUGUGAGGAGAUCCGACACCUGCAGGAGGAGAUAGAGAAGGAGAAAGGUGAACCUUUUAACCCAGCAGGACUCUUCAACAGUGCAGUGUCCAACAUCAUUUCCCAGCUGGUGUUGGGGAAACGGUUCGACUACAGCGACCACGACUUCCAGACUUUGCUGAAGUAUAAUACUAUUGUUCUGAAGGUGGAGGGCUCUGUAUGGGGUCUGAUGUACCAGUCGUUCCCUGGAGUGAUGAAGCACUUGCCAGGACCUCACAACAAAAUGUUCAGCUGCUACAAAACCAUGCUAGACUUCAUUGGUCAGGAGAUAAAAAGCCACAAGAAGGACCUGGACCACAGCAACCCCCGGGACUACAUUGACACUUUCCUCAUUGAAAUGAAAAAUCACAAAGAGUCUGACCUGGGCUUCACAGAGACCAACCUGGCUAUCAACGGACUGGAUCUGUUUAUGGCAGGAACAGACACAACUGCCACCACUCUGCUGUGGGCUUUGGUUUUCCUCAUUAAAAACCCUGAUAUCAAAGACAAAGUCCAGGCAGAGAUAGACAGAGUGAUCGGACAGAGCCGACUGCCCACGAUGGCAGACAGAGCCAACCUGCCCUACACUGAUGCUGUCAUCCAUGAGGUCCAGAGGAUGGGAAACAUUGUUCCUCUCAAUGGACCCAGAAUAGCCGCCGAGGACACAACACUUGGUGGUUACUUCAUACCGAAGGGUACGAUCUUGAUGCCCAUGCUGACCUCUGUGAUGUUUGACAAGACUGAAUGGGAGACUCCAGACACCUUCAACCCCGGACAUUUCCUAGAUGCUGAGGGAAAGUUUGUGAAGAGAGAAGCUCUUCUGCCUUUUUCUGCAGGGAAACGUGUGUGUCUCGGAGAAGGCCUCGCCAAGAUGGAGCUGUUCCUGUUUUUGGUUGGUUUACUCCAGAAGUUCUCUUUCUCUGUUCCUGAUGGAGUAGAGUUGAGUACAGAAGGAAUUACUGGAGUUACACGUGUACCGCUCCCCUUCAAAGUUCACGCCAAGUUCCUCGCUCUUUUCCUCCGCCUCACAAUGUGGCUGUGUGAUACAUUGCUUUUUGUUUUGGCAGUUCUCCUCGUUGUGUAUUUUCUGAACAAAAAGGAUCCACCCAACUUUCCACCAGGACCACCAUCUCUGCCUCUUUUAGGAAACAUUUUCAACAUUGAAUCCAAACAGCCUCACAUUUACUUAACCAAGCUCGCGGAUGUUUAUGGGAAUGUGUUCUGCAUACGUCUGGGCAGACACAGAACAGUGUUUGUGUCCGGCUGGAAGAUGGUGAAGGAAGCCAUCGUCACACAGGCCGACAGCUUCGUGGACCGGCCUUACAGCCCCAUGGUGACCAGGAUAUAUUCAGGGAACUCAGCCGGCCUUUUCUUCAGUAACGGGGCUCUGUGGAGGAGACAGCGACGGUUUGCAAUGGCAGCGUUACGUACUUUUGGUCUGGCCAACAGCUCCAUGGAGCAGAGCAUCUGUGAGGAGAGUCAUCACCUGCAGGAGGCGAUAGGGAAGGAGAAAGGUGAGCCCUUCGACCCUGUGCCACUUCUGAACAACGCUGUGGCCAACAUCAUCUGCCAGAUCGUGUUCGGGAGGCGGUUUGACUACGAGGACCAAAAUUUCCAGAGUAUGCUGAAGAACCUAACUGAGAUGGCCUAUCUGGAAGGCUCCAUAUGGGCUCUACUGUAUGAUGCGUUCCCAGCAGUAAUGAAACACCUGCCCGGGCCACACAGCGCCAUCUUCAGCAGCGCUACAAGUUUAAAGGCGUCCAUCAGAGCCGAGGUGGAGAGGCACAAGCUGGAUCUGGACCAGAGCAACCCACGGGAUUACAUCGACACCUUCCUGAUCAAGGCGGAAGUACGGAGUCUAAACAGUGAACUGGGUUUUGACGAGAGCAACCUGGUUCUGUGUUGUCUGGAUCUGUUCCUGGCUGGAAGUGAAACCACGUCCAAGACCCUGCAGUGGGGCCUCAUCUACCUCAUCAGGAACCCUCACAUCCAGGACAAAGUCCAGGCAGAGAUAGACAGAGUGAUCGGACAGAGCCGACGGCCCACCAUGGCAGACAGAGCCAACCUGCCCUACACUGAUGCUGUCAUCCAUGAGGUCCAGAGGAUGGGAAACAUUGUUCCUCUCAAUGGACUCAGGAUGGUCGCCAAGGAUACGACACUGGGGGGUUACUUUAUACCCAAGGGAACCUCAGUGAUGCCCAACCUGACCUCUGUGCUGUUUGACAAGACUGAGUGGGAAACUCCCGACACCUUUAACCCGGAACACUUCCUGGAUGCUGAAGGGAAAUUUGUGAGGCGAGAUGCAUUUUUACCUUUCUCUGCAGGAAAGCGUGCAUGUCUUGGUGAAGGCCUGGCAAGAAUGGAGCUCUUUCUGUUUUUUGUCAGCUUGUGUCAGAAAUUUUAUUUUUCCACUCUGGAUGGAGUUGAGCUGAGUAUGGAGGGAAUCGUUGGAGCCACACGGACACCGUACCCCUUUAAGAUCUACGCCAAAGCCCGCUAAAUCCUCCAGCCGAUCCUCCACUACAGACUCUCUUUAUACAAAGGCAACACAUGC
This is a messenger RNA of Centropristis striata (black sea bass), 3036 nucleotides long. RefSeq lists its product as uncharacterized. The transcript has 18 exons. Gene Ontology annotation, molecular function: heme binding; iron ion binding; oxidoreductase activity, acting on paired donors, with incorporation or reduction of molecular oxygen, reduced flavin or flavoprotein as one donor, and incorporation of one atom of oxygen. Gene Ontology annotation, cellular component: intracellular membrane-bounded organelle; cytoplasm. The record is from RefSeq and is a predicted model, not a curated record. Lineage: Eukaryota; Metazoa; Chordata; Actinopteri; Perciformes; Serranidae. The coding region runs from base 1 to 2982 and encodes 993 amino acids. Gene Ontology annotation, biological process: xenobiotic metabolic process.